AUGUCAUCAUCAAGAGCUCUCCGCCUUCAAUCGGCCCUCCGAAACCCCAUCCUCGGCACCUCCGCACAACUCGCAACCCGCCGGGGCUAUGCCGUCAAGGAGCCCCCAGCACCAAACCCCAUAAACCCAAGUGCACUCUACCUCGUCCUCGGCGCCGCCGCAGCCCUGGGCGGCACCUUCGCCUUCCUGACCGGCGCCCCAGACCGCGCAGCAGGCGUCGCGGACUCCGUCACUCGCGGCGGCGGGCCGUCCAUCACGCCCGGCCUGGGUCCUAAACCCUCGAGCGAGCGGAAUCUGGAGAACACGACGGGACGGGAUGCAAACCGGCAGACGGGGUUGGCGGGGAUAAAGAGCAAGCAGACGGAUCCGAACCAGCUGCAGGCGAGCAAUUGA
Messenger RNA from Colletotrichum costaricense, 393 nucleotides. RefSeq lists its product as uncharacterized. Bases 1 to 393 code for a protein of 130 amino acids. The transcript is spliced from 2 exons. Lineage: Eukaryota; Fungi; Ascomycota; Sordariomycetes; Glomerellales; Glomerellaceae. The record is from RefSeq and is a predicted model, not a curated record.